Molecule: messenger RNA, 486 nt
Organism: Astrephomene gubernaculifera
Lineage: Eukaryota; Viridiplantae; Chlorophyta; Chlorophyceae; Chlamydomonadales; Astrephomenaceae
Source: the annotation of a GenBank genome assembly
CUAGUUUCUAUUAUUACUGCAUUGUACUAUAGUAACUGAGAUGGAGAGCACAAAAACGUGGGACAGCCAUCCACUCAAUUCAUCUUUCGCUGCCGCUGUGCACCCGCUGAUCUGCAACAUUGGCGAUGAGUACAUAACAUCACUACGUAUGCUUUGUAAGGAGUCACGUGUAGCAGCCGACUCUGAACGAAAGGGCGUGCAGAUCUCUCUUCCACCCCAUCCAUCGGACAAGCGUUUUCGGUCCGACGACCUCCGCUCUUUUUUGUCGCGGCUUCCGGCUCUAACACAAGCUACAAUCAGUCAGGAUCUUCUUUAUGUGGACCUGCCCUCCCGCAUUCGUCUUGCUGCCUUGCGCUCCGGAACCUCCAUCGCCACAUCAUUCGACGCACACGGGCGCCAUCCGGCAGCUGCGUCGCAACCAGGCUCAUCCGCCCCUCCUCCUUCGCAAACCCACGCCUCUUCUCCAACCACCUUCGUUGUCCCCUG